AUGCGGAUUCCCCGUGCCCCCACUCCUGUGGUUCUUGGUGCAAAAUGUAGCCCCGCUCUUUUUUCUCGCUCUCCUUCGUCAGCACUGAUUCACGACCGUCAUCUCAUGGCUAGUAGUGGCAGGAAGAAAACUCGGAGUACCAAUCGGGGCUGGCGGUGGGCAGAAUUCGUAGAACACCCUGGCUAUGAGAGCCCAGCGUCGAUGUCGCAGCAGAAGGCUAAAGUAAUCUGCACCAGACAACUCGAAAAUUAUGUUGCGGCAGAACAGGUUCAUGAUGAGCGGGAGGUACAGUUUGGAUCGCGGGGCCAUGUACGGGACGAGAAUGCGAUUAAGGGAGCAGUGUGGGCUACUGGCAUGCACGACCCACAGCGGAUUUGGCUUGUUAGCCGUCCGAAAACUCUCUUGAUGCAUAUCCGGGAUUGUAAUCUACACAUAGAGAGCAUUCAGGCACACGCGCGGUCUGACCUUCUAGCAUAUCGCUCACCCAAUAAAUCUGCUCGUUUCAAUCAACCUGUAAUGAUGCAUGCUGCGCUAUCUGCACCUCAGUCGUGUGAUGAUUCCUCUCAAAUUGUGGGACCGACUGCAGCACAUUCAAUUUAUUUUCCGUCUUCUGCCAGUGCGUCUGCGUCUGCGUCUGUAUCACCAGCUCUUGGUCUCGUUGUUCCAGAUCUUUUGAUGCCAUCUGCCGGUUGCUCUUCAGGGUUGUUAUCUUUACCAAGCCCAUUGGCAUUUGAUUCUCGUGCACUCAGUCCUGCGAUGUCUGAUAUCACGAUUUCACCUGAAUUCCAGCCACUCGACAUAUAUACACAUCUAACGAGGGGCCUCCCAAGAUGA
Molecule: messenger RNA, 834 nt
Organism: Suillus plorans
Lineage: Eukaryota; Fungi; Basidiomycota; Agaricomycetes; Boletales; Suillaceae
Exons: 2
Coding region: 1-834 (277 amino acids)
Source: RefSeq, a predicted model, not a curated record